Messenger RNA from Suillus discolor, 840 nucleotides. RefSeq lists its product as uncharacterized. The transcript has 4 exons. Bases 1 to 840 code for a protein of 279 amino acids. The record is from RefSeq and is a predicted model, not a curated record. NCBI's taxonomy places the organism in Eukaryota, Fungi, Basidiomycota, Agaricomycetes, Boletales, Suillaceae.
AUGCAUGACCCAUCGUCAGCGUUCACCGCUGAAGACCAACAACGCCACCCGUACAUUUCAUCCGUUCUCGAACCCAGCACGCAGAAAGUGGUCGCCACUGCUGGCGUCCGAAUAUACUAUGCGCCUUUCAACAAUCCUCAUCUAAACUGGAGCUACUCUAAGCUCAAAGGAAUCUUGGUCUUCGGACGUGACCGAGACACACACCAUGGCACGUCUCCUCCGAAGCGAGGCGGUCAUGGUGUGCGUCUCAAGGAGAAAUACUGGUUCCGUCUCGUUGACAUGAAGACCGACCGUGUGGUUUGGACAUUUUCCAUCCCCGAGGUCUUCGAGUACACGAAAGACAAGCCUUUCUUUCACUAUUUCUCCGGAACGAGUCGCAUGUUCGGACUUUGCUUCGACGAAGACGAAGAAGCAAGCGUCUUCUACAAAAAAGUCUCGGAUCGGACGCGGCAUCAUUUCUUCCAACCCUUCCUCUUCAAAUCCAGCAAGGACAAGAAAGAAAAAAAGAAGGCACCCAAAUCUUCUUCAGUGAGCCCUCGGAUAAUCUCCAGCCCCGCGCCCCACUCCUUUGUCCAUGUGGCCCAUGUCGGAAUCACCACUAGGGGCAUCAUUGAAUCUUCCAAGAAUAUCAAACCCGCCUGGUCGACGCUGAUGGCAGACCUUCAGGGUCGUGGGGUGGCACCUGAGAUCGUCAAAGACGACAAGGAUUUUGUGGAAGGGUUUAUUGCGGGUGCUAAGGCAAUGACGGAUAAACCAACGGCUGUGCAGCUCCAACCUCCAACUUCCCCAGUGCCACCCGAAAAGCGCAAAAUCCGAAGAAAAGCUGUUACCAUUUUGUAA